UAUUGUCUUGAUCUUCAAACUUGGUUACAUUGGGUUGCCCCGCGCAUGCACUUUGAUGUACCGUCCAUGUCAUUGGUGGUGACAUCGAUGUUUAAAUGUUUUUAGCUGCACAUAGAGUUCUUGUAGGCCUACUCAGUUGUAUCUAGAAGGUUUUUGCUUGAACUAUACACCCCGCACUUGAGACAAGCACAAGUAUUCGCAGAGGCCAGACACCUCCUUUGACCCACACACAAUGAACAGGUCUAUUGAUCAAAGGAGAGACAACAGACGUCAGGGGAGACAAGGUGAUCUUUCAUUCAGCAUCCUAGACAGAUCGAUAGAACCAAGAGAAGAGCUGCGGAGCAAUGUCUUGCAGAAUGACCGCAUCAGAAAAUCAAUGGGAAUGCUGGAGCAAGCAACUGGCUUACAGGGUACACCCGCCCCAGGAGUAUGGCCUUUCAACCAAACAGCAAGAACACCUGCAAGUGAGAUGAAACGCAGAACAUAUACACCUCAGAAGCCACCCAUGACAUCAGAGUUUGAUGUUUCAGACACAGUUGGAUUCACACCAGCGAGAUCCUUUCUUACUCCGUCAGCCAAGCUUUCAAUGUCCAUGGGUGAACCGACCCGGAACCUGCAAGCCUCUAUGCUGUCCAGUCCUCAGUAUGAUAACUCAAUGCUGGAUCAAACAGGUGUCACCAUGGACAUGACCAGGGCGAAUCUCCUGCUGCAAGAGGAUCCAGGACAACUAGCAACGGAAGGGUUGUUUGAUGAGUUCCUGAAUGCCUUCAAGAAACACCAGUCUCUGACCGAUGUCUUUGCCUUGGUGUCUGAGUAUGAACGUCUCUGUCAUGAACAGGUCACCAUGCUGGACAGACUCAUGACCAAAACUCUACCCAGUCAGAAAAGCUUUUCCCGCACACUUCAAGUGCUUCGCCUGCUGACCCAGGAGAAAGCAACAUGGCGACUGAUUGGUUCAUUGUAUCAGGACAGACAAAUGUCUGCGGAAGAUCAAGAUCCUGGCUCUAUCAUUGUCGAUAGAAUUCAUACCGAACACCUCAGCGAGAGAGAGAUUGCAGACUCUUUGUUCGAGAGGGACGCCGUCGUUAGACAACAUCAGAUCGUUGUAGAUUGGUUGGAAAGCGUAGCUGCCGAUCAGUCUGCAUUCUCGUACAAUAAAGUCCAGUUCUACUCGCAUUCAGUGUGCUGGGAAAACACUCUCCAUGACCUGCAGCAGAGGGCGGUAUCGGGGUCAUCAACAAGAGAGACGAUGGUGACCUCUCUUGACCCGGAUGCCCCGAUCCGAGAGAACCGACCUCUGGCUGACCUGGACAAGGAGGACGAGACCAGGCUGCUCCUGAACGUCUUCGCCAACAUCCGGGCCGGGAAGCUGGAGGAAGCUCAGAGACUGUGCAAGGAGUCCGGCCAGGCGUGGAGGGCUGCGUCCUUAGAGGGAUGGAGGCUCUAUCAUGAUAGGAAUAUGACCUCAGUUCAUACCUCAGGCGACCUGGCCCCGAUCGAAGGCAACAUGUACCGAGACAUCUGGAAGAAUGUCUGCUGGAGAAUGGCCGAGGAUGAGAGAUUCCAUCUGUAUGAGAGGGCCAUCUAUGCAGUCCUUAGUGGAAACCUGAGAGAGCUGCUACCGGCUUGUGACCUGUGGGAGGACUGCCUUUGGGGGUACUUCAAGGUUCUAGUCGACCAGGAAGUAGAGAGAGAGAUCCGGGACCAGCUGAGGUCAGAUAGGGCCCUUCAACCUCUACCCCAGGGCUAUUACACCAAAGAUCUCACUCCACCCAAGAUUUUCCAAGAGCUUCAUGCCCAUCCAAACCAAAAAGUAGAAGCCCAAGCCAAAGAGAAGCUUCAUCUUAUACAGAAAUACAUCAUACUGGGUGAUAUUGAUACCCUUCUUGAAGAAAUGAGUGAGUGGUUGAGAGAGAAUAACCCACGUCCUUCUCAUCAUCUAGUCCGCUUCAUGGCUCAUCUAGCCCUCACCUUACGCUCUCUAGGACUACAAACCAGAGAGGAGAUAUGCGUCUCUGUCAUCGAGGCCUACGUCAAGGAUCUAAUCUCUGACAAUAAGACUGAACUGGUUGCCAUAUACGUUUCACAACUUCCAGCUGAUUUGCAGGUUGUGUGGUAUGCAAAGUUUUUGGAAGGCAUCCAUGACAAGAAUCAGAGACAGUACUGCUUACAGCUAGCUGAAGAUGCCGGAUUGGAUGUAGCUGCAAUCACCAAGAAGGUCGUGGAGACAUUGAGAUUCAAAGAAGACGGGGAACCUGGUUCAGAUAUCGUACGCACAGCAGCAUUGGAAGCAGCUACAUCACAGGAGGAUCGUCGUAAGAUAGAAGCCAUUGACUGGUUAGUGUUUGAUCCAUCACAGAGGGCUGAAGCUGUCAAGCAGAGCAACGCUAUCAUCAGAACUUUCCUUGCCACCACGAAGCACGACGCAGCCAGAGAGGUCUUCAAGAAGCUUCCAGAAGAUUCCAUCGAUGUGAUCAUCAGAAACUGGAAGGCCAUGGCAGGGUCUGUUUCCCCUCCUGCUGAAGAUACCAAUGCUAUCAGGGAGUAUCUCUGCAUCAAGGCCUACUUGGAUGCCCUUGACGCCUACAAUGACUGGUUCGCUCACUACCACAACAAAAAGCCUGGUCCUCCUUGCCUACCGGACGACGCUAACUUCCACGACAAAGUGCGCUAUGAACAUGAGCACAAGGAAUAUGAGAUGGAGUUGGAGAGAUGGGAUCAGACAGUGCUAGCACUCACCAAGGGAGUCUCAGACACCAUGUACAAUGUGCUUCUAUUUGUAGAUGGUGGAUGGAUGGUCGACCAGACUUUUGAUGAGGAAGACGAAGAAGUGGAUGAGGUACGCUUGAGUCAGAUGCAACGCUUGAGAGAGCUCUGCAUCCCUAAGAUGUGUCUACUGUUACAUUCUGUUCUUCAUUCCACGCGACAGUUCAACCAUUGCCUGGUUCUAGCUGACAUCAUGGCAUCGGAGCAGUACCAGCUCUAUAAGGUCUUCCGGAAGCCCGAAUUGAAACAAGUUCUCUCACGUCUUAGGGAGUCGUCACUGCAACUCUUGGAUCAGAAUCUGGAUGCCUUGGGUUACGAGAUUGCCUCGUGAUCGAUCCUGUGACCAGAUAUUAAAAGCUAGAUUGAGAAAUGUCUUUUCUUGAAAAAAAUAUGCAUGUACCGGUAUUCCAAUUGGACAUUGAACUUGAGUCUUGCAUAUGUAAGGCUACUCCAGGUAAAAACAAGGGAAUGGUUUAUCAGGAGAGGUAAUCUGUAUGAUUAUACAGGUUUCAGAAAGAAUUUUAACAUGGGUGAUCUGAUGUUCAGCUGCAUGCUUUGCACAGGCACGGAGAACAACACAGCCAAAAUUACUGUAGCUCAAUAGCAUUUGUACCUAUUGAAUGCAUGGUUGACCAAAGAGAUCAAAGAGAACCACCUGGUCUCUUAUUCAUAUAAUACCAAGCUAGUUGUCAACUUAUUACAUGCAUGUAGGCCAUAAUACAUAUUUGACAAUUACAAUUGUAUGUGUAGGCUUCAUUCAUAAAAGUUCAUCUGUAUUUGUAAUAAGUAUGUUUGAAAGUUAAAUUUGUUAACGCAAUUUAUAUGAAAUCUUUACCAUCGACAUUUUCAGCGGGUCAGCUGCAGCCUUCGUCAGCAAUAUGACCUGACUUGACUUCCUGUCGUAAUUGGCAAUGGUUAUGUUGUAGAUAUUUAUUAGUAAGCUUAACAGCUUAAAAUUUUGCAUGUAAAGUUUUGUGUUGAGGUCAAAAGUUUAACUUUCAAACAGACAUGUAGGCUUCGUAAUGUUUUAUCAAUAUGAGCUCUGGUUCACAUCGCAAGGAUUAAAACUUUAAAGCGUAGG
Strongylocentrotus purpuratus (purple sea urchin) is the source of this 3847-nucleotide messenger RNA. RefSeq names its product nuclear pore complex protein Nup107-like. Lineage: Eukaryota; Metazoa; Echinodermata; Echinoidea; Camarodonta; Strongylocentrotidae. Bases 233 to 3097 code for a protein of 954 amino acids. Gene Ontology annotation, biological process: mRNA export from nucleus; protein import into nucleus; regulation of DNA-templated transcription. The transcript has 24 exons. The record is from RefSeq and is a predicted model, not a curated record. Gene Ontology annotation, molecular function: structural constituent of nuclear pore. Gene Ontology annotation, cellular component: nuclear pore outer ring; nuclear pore.